Messenger RNA from Hymenoscyphus albidus, 1282 nucleotides. The record is from the annotation of a GenBank genome assembly. NCBI's taxonomy places the organism in Eukaryota, Fungi, Ascomycota, Leotiomycetes, Helotiales, Helotiaceae.
GCUGCACAAGGCUGACGGAAAGACCGUUGUUAUCAAGCCGCUAUCAAGAUCUCAAGAACCAGCAACCACGGUCUCUAUUUUCGUUGGGGUGUGAUUAUCGCGAUACCAGUCAUCAUGGAGAACUCUUUCGACAAAACGGCUACAGAGACAAUUGAUCUUCUAGAAGCCAGGCUUCGCAGAAUCGAAUAUGCGGUGUGCGGUCAUAUUGAUCAAGCUACACUGGAAACCCAAAAGGAUUCUGCCACCAAACGCAUGUCAGAUUUGGAGCAAUCUCUUCACCAACUAGCAUCCAAAUCAAAAGUCAUUCAAGAUCUUCUAAAGCUUCGUAUGUACCUAAAAACAAGUGUAUCUUCACGGCAGAAACUUAACUCUCCAGAUUCCAAACACCCCGAUUUAUUCCAACAAAUAUCUCCCAAUGAAGUUCCCACCACACUCGAUACCUCCAGUCUCCUCUCAAUCAUUCUCGCAUCUGCUAGCUCGUAUCCAUCAACCGCCUCACGAUUAACGUCCGUAGUCGAUACACCAAUUCCCCCUACCCGCCUCUCAGCCCAACUAAUUGACCUCCAACCACGAAUCGCAAAGAUCGGUACACUGCAAGCCUCUCAAAGCGCAGAACUGGCAGAAUUGAGAGAAAGAAGCGCUACCGCAAUUCAACAAUGGUACGCGAUCAAUAUUCUUCAGUCUGGAGAUUUAUGGGCGGAAAUCGAGGGAAGAGUUGGACAAGUUGAGCAGAAAGUCCGAAGGGCAGCACUUGCAAAACGAGCCGAUGAUGCGAUGAUAUGAAGAGGAUACCCUUUCUGAAUCAGCAGCAGCAAGGUACCGUAGAAUUUUAUCAGACGAAGAAAAAUGUCUAGAGGGGUGGUUGGUUAGGGAUGAGACUCCGACGAUCGAGAGCCGUGCCGUAUCGGAAAGGAAUGCCGUGUUUCGAAACCUGUCAAGCUUACGGCGACAUGGAAAGGAUUUUGCUUGCGGCAUUUCGGAACCAAAGUUCCUUAUCGGUACUUUUAGAAAGUUCCACGAUACCGAAGUCCGAAAUUGGCCUAGAGUCUCGCUGGGACUUUGAGGUUCUUGUUCUUCUGGGAGAAUGUCGAGGCCGAGAAAUUAAUAUUGCGGGUUGCUUGGCGGUAUUAUGUCUUCAUUUACAGAGGGAAGCCAUUACUUCUUUAUGGAGAACAGGAUUCUGCCUUUUGGACUCGAGGUCGAAUUGUAUUGAUGGGUGUAUCUGGAAAGAGUCAUGGGCUUGCUGUAAUGACGUUCGGUCCAAGCUGACGUAGUUGUGAGG